AUGGACAUGACGGUAUACGAGGAACUCACGACUAAACGGAACCAACUCACCGCACACUUGUACCGCGCAAUCCAACGCUCAUACCAACACUACAAACAUAUGAUCCAUGAACACGGGGACAAGUGUGGGAGACUACUGGCGAACCUCCUGAAGCAACUGUACAUUCUGAAGAUUAAAGACGCACACCAACAACUCAGACACCUGCCGGAACAGAUCUCGACAGCGUUCCACGAUUACUACCAGGAUCUAUAUCGCCUCCGUGAAACAGAUCAAGAACUUCAGAGGCCUCAAAGAGCUGAGGACAUACGCAGAUACCUAGACACGGCAAAUAUACCAGGAAUAGAGGAGGUGGACCAGGAAGCCUUAGAGACCCCCAUAACACCCGAGGAAUUGGCAUACGCCAUCAAAAAAGCGAAAACAGGCAGGGCUCCGGGCCCAGAUGACCUACCCCUGCAAUACUAUAAAACCUUCGCAAUGGACCUAUGA
Pelobates cultripes (western spadefoot toad) is the source of this 486-nucleotide messenger RNA. The record is from the annotation of a GenBank genome assembly. Lineage: Eukaryota; Metazoa; Chordata; Amphibia; Anura; Pelobatidae.